This is a messenger RNA of Rhagoletis pomonella (apple maggot), 825 nucleotides long. RefSeq names its product methylosome subunit pICln (gene icln). The coding region runs from base 109 to 789 and encodes 226 amino acids. Gene Ontology annotation, biological process: mRNA cis splicing, via spliceosome. Lineage: Eukaryota; Metazoa; Arthropoda; Insecta; Diptera; Tephritidae. The record is from RefSeq and is a predicted model, not a curated record. The transcript has 2 exons. Gene Ontology annotation, cellular component: cytosol; spliceosomal complex.
GCCUAAAUAAGGCAAUCCUGCAAAAGUGUAAUCUUCAUUCACCUUAUAGUGCAGUGUCGGGUUUUAUUGUUUUCUAAAGUUCGAGGAUUAUUCUAAUAUAUCAAUUUAAUGGCUUUGAUAGCACAAAUAAAUGCACCUGAAGAAGGGUUAGUCUAUACGGCUAAUAAUACAAAGUUGAAAAUUGGGGAGCAGCUUAUUGGAAAAGGAACUCUAUACAUAAGUCAAAAUUUUUUAGGUUGGCAAGGAGAAGGUAUGAACGAGGGAAUCUCUUUACUAUGGAAACAAAUUAGCAUACAUGGUAUAUCAGCAAAUCCGUGUAAAUGCAUAUAUUUUAUGCUAGACCACAAUCUUGAGUGGCGCGGUGUGUAUGAUAAAACAACGCGAGCGCCUGAAAAUAAUCAUAACGGCAAUGCUGAAGGAGUUGAUGACGGUGUCCCAAUGGAGCAACGGCUGGAUAAUGAAAAUGAUGAGAUAGACGAGGGCAACGCUACUGACGACGAAGACGAAAGAAAUGAUGAACAGUUAACAGAAUGCUGGCUUAUUCCCGACGAUGCAAACACUGUUGACAUCAUGUUUCAGGCUAUGACCGAGUGUCAAGCACUCCAUCCUGAUUCAGCAGACAGUAUUUCGGAGGAAAGUGAUUUUAUGGAUGAUGAAGAUGGCGAGAGCUUUGAUAACGGCCUUGGUCCAGCUGGAAACAGUGGUAGGGACUACGCCGAAGACGCUCAAGGUGGAAUGCGAAACUUAAAUCUAAACGAUGAUGAACGCUUUGCCGAUGCAGAUGAGUAGUCAUUUAAAAUUAAAAUAAAAUAAACAAUAACUCCA